Messenger RNA from Rangifer tarandus platyrhynchus (Svalbard reindeer), 696 nucleotides. NCBI's taxonomy places the organism in Eukaryota, Metazoa, Chordata, Mammalia, Artiodactyla, Cervidae. The record is from the annotation of a GenBank genome assembly.
AUGCUGCCUCUGAGCACCAUCGAGAGCCAGGAACCCGAGGAGGUGGUGCAGACCAAGCCGCCGAAGAAAGGAGGCUUUUUUUCUAAGAAGUCUGAUGCUCUGCCGAAGAAGUCCAAGAGAAUGAAGGGAACUGUGUCCUUCAGAGUCCUGCCGUUCUGCCCUGUGGCCCCCUGGACUUCUUCGGAGCCAGCCCUGCCCGGGCCCCCAGGACCAGCGGUGAGCAAGCCGGCGCGCUCCAGCCCAGACGCCGAGCCCGAGCCCGGGUCCGGAGGUCGGUCCCGCGGCCGCAGCUCCGAAGGGUCCGGCCCUCAAGGGAGGGCCUGCCGCGUCAUGAUGCUGCCUCUGAGCACCAUCGAGGACAAGGAAAUUGAGGAGGUGCAGACCAAGCCUCCGGAGAAAGGAGCCCUGCUUUCUGAGAAUCCUGAUGAGCCUAAGAAGAAGCCCAGAGGAAUGAGGGGAAGACUGUCUUUCAAAGUUCUGCCGUUCUGUCCCAUACCGAGUGUCUGCUUCAGCUACUACGUGGAACCGGAUGACGCUGAGCCCGAGCCCGAGCCCGAGCCCGAGCCCCCGGUGGCUCCUGACGCUUCCAAGUCGGACCCGAACUGCACCGUGGUCCCCAUGCCCGUGCUGGAGUUCCGCGAGGUCAAGGUGUGCGAGUGCCCUCUGUGCUGCCUCAGCUUCGUCACCGCUUCCUAA